This is a messenger RNA of Ichthyophthirius multifiliis, 1179 nucleotides long. Its product is annotated as papain family cysteine protease, putative. Gene Ontology annotation, cellular component: lysosome. Gene Ontology annotation, molecular function: cysteine-type endopeptidase activity. The annotation marks the transcript as partial. The record is from RefSeq and is a predicted model, not a curated record. NCBI's taxonomy places the organism in Eukaryota, Ciliophora, Oligohymenophorea, Hymenostomatida. The transcript has a single exon.
UAUAAAAAAAUUAAAAUAUAAAUGAAAGGAUUAUUAUUAUUAGCCUUAGCAUCUUUCACCUUACUUUCAGUUGGACCAAUAUUAUUGUUAUCACCCUAAACUCCCCUUAUUCGUAGUUCUUAAAAUGUCAACUACGUAUCUGAAUUCGAGAAUUUCAACUUUAAAUAUAACAAACAAUACUAAUCUUAAUAAUAAUAUUAAUACCGUCUUUAAGUUUUCACCGAAAAUUUAAAAUACAUUGAAUAAUAAAACAAGAAAAGCCAAUCUUUCACUUUAGGAGUAAAUAGUAUAUCUCAUUUAACUAGAGAAGAAUUUAUUUAAACUUACUUAGGUUUGAAUAUCAUAAAUUAUUAUCCAGAAAAUAUUUCUUAAGAAAUAGUUAAUGUAGAAGACUUACCUGAUAGUGUUGAUUGGAGAACUUAAGGAGCAGUUACUCCUGUAAAAGAUUAAGGCUAAUGUGGUUCUUGUUGGGCUUUUUCUACAACUGGAUCACUUGAAGGUGCCAAUUAUUUAUAAAACAAAACUUUAUCAGCUUUUUCUGAAUAAUAAUUGAUGGAUUGUUCUUGGCUAUAUGGAAACUUAGGAUGUAAUGGAGGUCUUAUGCCCCGUGCUUUCAAAUGGGUAGCCUCUCAUGGAGUUACUACAGAAGAUAAAUACCCUUAUGAGGCAAAAUCCCACUUCUCAUGCAAAAAUAAAAAUGGAGAAUUUAAAAUUUCCUCCUAUUAAGAAAUUCCAGUUGGAGACUGUGAUGCUUUAGCCUAAUCAGUUAGUUAAAGACCCACUUCUAUUGCCGUAGAUGCUUCUAAUUGGUAAAGUUAUUCUUCUGGUGUUUUCGAUGAUUGUGCUACUAGAUUAAAUCAUGGUGUUUUGGCUGUUGGAUAUACUUCUGAAUAUUGGAUUGUUAAAAACUCAUGGAAUACUUCUUGGGGAUAAUAAGGAUAUAUUAACUUGAAAAGAGGAAACACUUGUGGAUUGUGCAACUCAGCAUCUUACCCUGUAGCUUGAUUUUGAUAAUGAGUUAAUUAUUAAAAAUUACAUACUAUUAUAUAUAUUUAAAUAGUUACAUACUAUUUUUUUUUUAAAAAAAAAUCAUUUAAUUUUUUAUAAAUUGUAAGUGGUUUUAAUAAUUUUUUUUGUCUAAAUUAUGUUCUUUUUAUUAUAAUUUUUUAUUUUCUUUUU